GUUUGGUAGCAUCGUUGCUGUUUAAAGUUCCCGCCGUUAGAGAUCAAGGUAGCCGCUCUCCAUCCUUAUGAGUAUCUUUUGAACUUUCGUCAAGCAACGAACGACAGCGAAGAUUCGGAGCAGUUUACCAUCAACUCAUCCGGCCAGAAACGACUCUGUCAAGCAAACAAACGAGGAGGAAAAGGAGUGGCUUCGGGCCGUUGUUGCGCAGUGUCUCCUGGUCGGAAAGGGCGCUCGUCGUUGUUCCUUGAGAGCUGGGAUCAACUCCAGCAGCAACGGCAGCAGAAGCUAAGGAUUGAACUCUAAAUCUCGCAUAGAGCGCACUCGGCGGUCCUAGGAGAGAACGGUUGAGCUUCGGUCGUCGGAGCGACUGUGGCUACAAGCCGGGAUGGCAGCAACGACAGAACGCGCCCAGGCCACCCGAACCGGACCUGGCUCCCCAUUCGAAGGCCACGAAUCAGAUGAUGAUGACAUGAGGCUUACUAUCACCGAUACGGACUAUGGGACUGUCAGUAAUGAAGAGCCAGAACGUAGUCCAGCUGGAUGUUCCUCAGGACCAUCUACCAGGGCAGCAUCAGCAGCGCCGGCGCUUUCGAUAAAUCGCUGUCAUCUCUGCGGUGAAGCGGCCGCCUCCGCCCACGGCCUGUCGCUCCACCUACGCAGAGUGCACGAUGUUAUUUCGUGCACAAGUUCACAACUCAACCCAACUCAGCAUACUUGCAAGCAGUGCGGAAAAAGCCUUUCAUCAGCCAGCAGCCUCGAUCGUCACAUGCUUGUGCAUUCUGGCGAGCGUCCAUUCAAAUGUAAGAUCUGCGGGAUGGCUUUUACCACAAAUGGCAACAUGCAUCGUCACAUGCGCACGCAUAGCGGUGCUCCUUUGAUUGGGCCUCUUAUUAGCCAGUUGCACGUGCAUGGCCAAUUGUUACAGGUGCAUCCAUCUGUUCACGGCUCACCAACCUCUACUACUCAGCCUUCUCAUGGACAGCUUGCGCCCCAGGAUUUUCGCUGUCUAAUUUGUGGACGUCUUUUUUUGAGCAAAACAGCUUUGGAAAAGCAUGCACAUACGGCUCAUGAUGACGCCCCAGUAUCUUGUCCAAAGUGUUUCGCUCGCUGCGUCUCGUACUCUGGACUCAUCAAUGGCCUACACACAUGCAUCGAACAGACGGAGGGCUCCGAAAAUUUGAGCUUCGAAGAUCUUACUCAUGUCGACUUUUCCUGCAGUAAGUUUAGCCUCAUCUGCGCUGUAGAAUGUGACAGUCGACCCCGCCGUUGUCCUUCAAUCGCUGGUAAGCAUGAUUGUGAGCGAUGCGCCCGUUCAUUUCCAUCGAAGGAUGCCCUGGACAUCCACAAACAACGACACGACGAACGCCAGACGUUCUGCGUUGCCUGCCGAACUUCCUAUGUAUCAAGCGUUGAUCUACAGAAUCAUCAGGCAGAACUCCAUCGGGAGCUUGUUGACGACAAAGCGCGCUUGAUGGCAGCCUUGCACCUUCAUGCAACGAACACAACUCCACGACAUGAUCUAAGUGACGUCCAAACACUUCUUAGUUUAGCUAAUACAAUACCGGCUGUAAAGUCAACAUCUAGUGUCGGAGAGCCGACAUCAGAGAACUCGUGUGAUUCGUUCACGGAUUCGACUGUUCUGGGCUUUGGAGCGGGCGACACCGACGAUUCAACAUGCACCAUGUGUGGAACGGUAUUUAAGAACGUCCAAUUGCUCAAACGCCACCUGCAGAUACACGUAAAUGCGCCAUUCGCGUGUACGCUUUGCCCGUAUGUUAGCACUGAUAAGAGCACUCUAGUACGCCAUCUUCGAACGCACAACGGUGAACGGCCAUUUCAGUGUGCAAUAUGCAAAUAUGCCUUUACUACAAAGGCAAAUUGUGAACGGCAUGUACGUAAACGACACAACAAACAGACCAAGGCUGAAAUCCGGUCCGCUAUGCAAUACAAUCCGCAUAUGCAGAGCCAACGGUUAUCUCCCACUUUCUCGGCACACAGCGAUUCGGGAAGCACCGUAUGCAAAUAUUGCAAUAAGGACUUCAAAUUUAAUCGCGUUCUUCGACACCAUCUACGCUCCUUGAAUAAUUCAUGCAGUAGGAAACCUUUUUGUUGCAUCGUGUGCAAACUGGGCUUCUCUACAAAGAAUAAUUGUAUUCGUCAUGUGCUUAAGCAGCACCCAGAAUUUCAGCAUAAACUUUCUGAAGCGGUGAGCUCCAAGCCACUACCGAUGGACGAGGCUAGUGGUCAGGACCCUCCUGUACCAUUGACAUUCGACAACGACAGUGAUCUUGUUAACGAGCAAAACGAUAUUGAAGUCGAUGAUUUGGACGAUGAUCAUAACUCAGACCACAUUGUUCCACGUAUCGAGCAGCACAAAGGUCAAGCAAAGACGAUCCCAAAGCCCGAAGUAUUGAAACCGACCGCUGUGAUCCUCGGUCCGGUGAAUCAAGUUAUCGGAACGCUACAUAAAGUAACGAUGUCCCCAGCCGCUAUUGAUGUGGUCAAGUCCGUUACACCUGUCGUACUUACGACGGUGAAAACCGCUGAAGUCGAGGUCAAGAAAACUUUCGCGACACCAGAGGCCAAGGUCACUGUGAUUCCGGCAGCUCAUCAGAAGGUUAAGGAGCAACAUCCUGGCAAGAUCGAGCUGCCCCCUCCUCCACAAGACGAGCCGCUUGAUCUCGCCGUCCACGCUCUCGAUCUCAGUCGUAAGGACGAUGCCCAACGCCCGAAGCCCGUGCCCUGUACACCAAAGAAUAACUUCAUUGAUGCCAUUCUUACAGCGGCAAAGUACGUCCCUGAAACACCGACGACGUCCCCUGUAAAUGAAGUCGUUUUUCCAAAGGUCACGAAUGAGCCAGUUAGGAAAAAAAUAGGUGUUCCAUUCACAAAGACAUUCAUUCUCUCUGAGAAAACUCGAACAGCGUUAAAGAUUCUCGUGAAUGCUAAAAAAUCCGAUGAGCGCUUUGAUGAACAGGAGCAGCAAGAUUUGGCGUCAGUUUCGGCUUUGCUAAAUGCAGCGAACUCGCAUCUUAUGCUACAACAUAUGAUUGGGGAAAAUGAGAAAGAAAUGACGGCAGUGAAGGUUAGUCGAACGGACCCCGAGAUCACACCGAAAAAGGGUACCACUGAAAUGGCCGAACAUAAUAAUGGGAUCAUGUUUCCUGUGUCCAUCUUUCAGAGCCGUAAAGAUUCACCAAACUCCGUGUCGUGCAAAUAUUGCCGCCGAAAAUUUCCUUGGACAAGUUCUUUGCGCCGUCAUUUGCUAACUCAUACGGGACAGAAACCAUUUAAAUGUCCGCAUUGUCCGAUUUAUUUCACAACUAAAUCGAACUGUGAGCGCCACCUGUUGCGUAAGCACGACAAACUUGGCAAAGCUACCCGUGCACGGGGAAGCGUGCUAAUGGCCACUCGUGCAUCAACUUCUAACGGUAACAAGGUUGUGAACGUUCCAAGCCACCGAUUACGUGUACCUUGUCCAUGCUGUUCCAGAUCGUUCCGUAGCGAAGAUUCGCUUACGGAACAUCUUCGUCAGCGAGGGAAACCGUUUCGUUGUGUGAUAUGUUGUAAACUCUUCAAAGAGGCACAAGAAUGCGUUCAACAUGUCCGUCGCGUCCACGAUCUACAUGUCCUACACACAGUUUCUACUUCUGCCGAAGUCACCGAAGGUGACGGAGGUCCACGAUGCUUCGUGUGCCUUCAGCCUGUGGAGUCGGCUGUUCUACAGUCACACUUUCGGUCGGAGCACACCCUGGAUAGCGAUGACAACAAUAACAACAACAACAAUAGCAACAACAGCAGCAACAAUGGAAGCAAUGGUGGUAGAGUGUAUGAGCAUGACGUUAUAGAAAUGGGCCCUGGAGGCGCAGCUGAGCAAGAAGCCGUCAAGGCAUCCACAUAAGAGGCUCUACGGGGAUUGGAAGGAAUGAUCGUCUUUGCAUAGUAAACAUUCCCGAAAAAAACGAGAAUUAGGAAUGUAUGCAUUAACCUGUGGGUUAGUGGACCUGCGUGUGCAGGCGUCAGGCGGUUACUGUAUAGCAGAACGGAAACAGACUCUCUCCAGAUUACUUACGCGAAAAACGCAAAUUCUCCUCCAGGAAGAGUCACUAUAAUACUUCGAACGUUUGUAUUCGUCGCUAGUGAGGUGUGACGUAGAUGGAAAGGGGUAAGUUCACUUUUAUAGAAGAAUGCCGUUGACAGCCGAGGUGGCAAUAUGAGGAAACAAGAAGAGUGACCUGAUUGAUUUCUUACAAUGACUCGGUUCGAGUUAGAGCUGAGAGGGACCAUACGAAAAAGCUGUUACUGACGCCGCGUCCUGACACCGCGUCCUGACACCUGGCUCUUUUCGGCGAAGCUAUAAUUUUUUGUGUCGCGUGCUACAGCAUAGCCUUAAAGUAGCACAACCCGUGAUAUUUUCUAGUUUUUUAGGACCUAUUUGUCUGUAAAUAUGUCGAUACAACGAUGAUCACCAGUUCACAUAGACAUAAAAACUCGUGAACAGACAAGUUAAUGUCGUCGAAUUUAGGCAGAAUUCGGCAAACCUGGUAGUAAGGCAAACACUUACGAAGUAUGUUUUUUUGCCAAAAUUUCGGAUUGCCAGAUAGCCGGAAAUGCCUGGUACUCAGAUAGAACAAUGAUGAUUCCUAGUCGAAAAGAGGUUUCUAUUAAAACUCAGUCACUGUGUUACACUUUAUUAUAUUAGCUGUGUCAACUUCACAAUGUCUAGACUUUAUUUUUAUUUUUCAAAAGCAUAAUACUGUUAUCACCUAAACCAGUCUAUUUCUAGGACCAGAAUCAAACAGCUCGUAUGUCUGAGAUUAAGUCAGAUCGAGACUUCCUUAGCUAUACUAUUCAAUGCGGUCCCCUUCGAGUACGCUAAACGGAACUCUUUUCCAUAACUAAAUCCAAAUAUUUUUUUACUACCAGUUGUUCCACCUGCGCGUAUAAAUUGCAGGUAGUGGACAUCUCUUGAAAGGUCUUUUACGGGUACGUAUUGCAUAACGAUCUAACCGUCAGUGAAUGAAUUAAUUAAUGAAAAAGUACUUUGGACUGGCACGAAACGGCUAUUGUUAGUAUUACUGAUGGUAGCGGCUGGUGACAAUUGAUGACUUUCAUCACAAAGUUUGCGUCAUUGAUUUACUAGUUAUCACGUAUGAUGCGUGACAAUGCAACAACAAUCAUACACGUACACACAAACACAUACACGCACACAAAUAUGAUAAGGUCUACGUGCGCUCUCGUUUUCGAAACAUCAAGGUAAAUGGCCUCUCAUAGUAGCGAGUUUGAAUCAUGGUUUUCUUGCCGAAUCCUGAAACGAUUCAUAAUUAUCUCGGUCAAAGCUAGUUACGAACCUCUACAAACGUUAACUGCGCGUUUCGCGGUGUAUAUUGUCUCCCUGUCAACGAUUGGGCGUGUUUAUUUCAAUCGAUAUCUUCGAAAAACUUUCGAUGUAUGAACCACGUCCUGGGUUGUGGAAAUCUUUGCAUUUAUUAUGAAAAGUAUGGUUAUGGUUUCCCGAACAUUUAAAGCUGUGCAUCACUUAAUUAUGUUAGCACCAUAUAAAUAUAUAAAUUGCAUUUGUUUUUUUCGAACUUGUAGUUGGCCUUUUUUCGUGUUUCACCGUUUCCUAUUGUGGUAGUACAUGACGAGGUAGCAAAUCAUUCUCUGAACCGAAAGAUAUCAUUUCUGCUUAACUGUAACUGAGGUUUGAGCACAGACGCUAAACAUCUCAGUUUGCUAUGAAAUCGUAAAGAAAGAGUCACUUCUCACAUUUAUAUCGUGUAAUUCGUAAAAAAGUGUACGCUUCUCGACCUUGUGCUUAUCAAUGGAAAAACACAUUAAGCCGUUUACGCUUCAUUUUUCGCUAAUGUAGGAAAAAAAUAAAGUCAAUACAUAAUGUAUGCGUUGUGUUUGGCUAUUCCUUGUAUUCAUCAACGAUUAUUGCGGCCGUCACAUCGAUUUUGAGUAGUCUAGAAGGUUGAUAAACUCAAAUUUUCCCGCCAUAGAACUCCUCUGUUCACCUUGAAGUUCUGUUAAAUACGAAGCAGCUAUUCAGGAUCUGUGAGUUCGACACGCCCGCUGUGAAGCUCUUAGCUAUUUCUACGAUCGAUUGCCGGAGCUAAGACAUGAAUUAAAAUCCUGAACUACAUCUAUUUUCGAAAGUUACUUUAUGAUUAUGCCUUUAUACAUUUCAGCAAAACGAACAAUCGAUGCGAUACAAAAAAGCCGCACCAUAUCUAUAUAAUCAUAUUAUCUAUAUAUAUAUAAUAUAUAAAUCAUGAAUAUAUUAUUUUGUGACUAUUCCAUGAACCUCAGCGGAUGUUAGCAUAUACAAGCAAAACAGAUUCACGCCGAACCCCUAUACUACCGAUGAUUGGAAUCGGUCGAACACUGUUCGAUAUUAAGUGUUAUGUUGAUAAAAAGUACAGAAUAAUACCAUUCAAUCAUAAAAAUAUCUGAAAUUAUGGCUUUUGUUAUGUUUCUACCUUCGAUAGUAUAAAUGUAUAGACAGCGUCACUCGAUGUUGGCAUCACGCGCUGUGCCUUACUCAAUCAGCGGACCGGUCGGGUACCCCCUAUGCACCAUCCGCUUGAGUGCCUUACCUGCGUGUGUACGACUAGAAAGUCUUCGAAAUGCUCGCCAGGGCAAAUGAACUAAAUGAUCAAUAAAUUACGGAGUAAGCAAAGAGCUGUCAGACUCUUAAGGUAAUAGGGUAAGACCUCUUAAGACCUUAAGGUAAUAGGGUAGUUAUUGCUGUGAUGUGAUUGUACGUGGUAGUGUCGCAAUGACGGCGAACGGCUAGACUAGCGUCCGAAACGUUUACCGGUACAGCGCCUAAACCAUAGGUGCUUCUAUAUUUCCGAGCUUCCGAGGUGUUCUAUCGGAUGGUUGGCUCCCGGCUCCAGAUUUAGAUUAACUAGCGGGCAAACGCGUCACCCACCAAGCUAUGACGGGGUCAAACCAUAUGUGCCUCAAUGCCUGAAACUUCCUAUUCGCUGGUAAAUGUUAUUGCUUGCAUUGGCACAAUUAGCUUGUCAACCUUUACCACUGUGUUAAUGUAUCGAUUCAAAAUAUCUUCCCUAUAAGACUCGCCCUGUCGGGAAAGAGAAGUGACCAGACACAGACAAAGUAACGUCCUUUUUCUUUCAUUUGGCCUAUUUUCUAACGCUAUUCAAUGAAAUGAUACCAACAGCAUAAAUUACGAAUGUCCGAAUUACGACAAUCAGUCAAAAGCCAGCUUCGCAUAUACGUUAUAGGCGCGGAAGAUGUGUAAGUUUAAAAAUAUCUCCCCUCCCACGUGCUUUUGUCGAGGAUCUUGUUUGCCUUCCAUGCAAGGGGCAUAUCUUAGUGGGGAGUGCCGAUAGCAUUCUUUCAGGACGUGCCGUAAAAUUACUACCUAUCAAUAUUCUAAUCAGUAUCAUUGUCCCUACGUAAAUAAUACACCCUCACACACAUGGCGUGCCCGAUAAACGCACAGGGAUUUGACCGUAUAUAUAUAUAUAUAUAUAUAUACUUAGAAAUAAAUGAACAAGGAUUUAGUUAUAAUGAAAUGCCGAUUUACGAAUACCAUACGCUCAUCAUGUGUGCAUUAUUACGAAACAUUAGGGAAUAGAACGAGUAACAGAGGAAAUGUCGCCGAAGCGCAUCGAACAAAUCACCUCUUUCGUAGUAUAAAUUCAAUGAGAACAUUUAUCCCACCAUGAUUAUUAACCAACGUCAGGAUUCAUUGAAAAAUGUGUAUAAGGAUUAGGUACGAAUGCUUGCCAAUAUCAAAAUAGGCAUCACUAUAACGUACUUCUUUAAAUCGGACAUUUUCCAAAUCAAAAGAAGCACUUCGUAAAGCAGAACAGCCCUGCUGAACUAAGCAGAUCUAGUAGGGUCUCUAAUUGGUCCUAAAACGUUUGAGAAGCAGAAGAGAGGCAAAAAAAAAUUACUUAAGAAGUGUCAAAUAUGGUUUAGAAGUAUCCGUUUUAUAUAGA
Molecule: messenger RNA, 7982 nt
Organism: Varroa destructor (honeybee mite)
Lineage: Eukaryota; Metazoa; Arthropoda; Arachnida; Mesostigmata; Varroidae
Gene: peb
Product: zinc finger protein pebbled
Biological process (GO): regulation of transcription by RNA polymerase II
Cellular component (GO): nucleus
Molecular function (GO): RNA polymerase II cis-regulatory region sequence-specific DNA binding; DNA-binding transcription activator activity, RNA polymerase II-specific
Source: RefSeq, a predicted model, not a curated record